UCAUGGGCAAACAUCUGCUGGACACGUGGGCCUGGUGUGAGCCAAGUGGGGCAGGGUUACUGCCACACUGCCCGAGAGAACCCUGCAGGGUCCCUCACAAAGCAGAGAGCAGGAUUUGCGCGCCAUGGCCCCUUUGCGCUGAUUUCGUCCUCGAUUCCCUGGCAGUUUUGCGCCUGGCCGGCGGCCCCCUGCCCCCGCUAUGCCUCUGGACCUGAGAGAUCUCCCUGACUCCCGGGAGCGGGGCUGGUAUCUGAUGCUGAUGGCCCCCAACGUCAAGGGCCCAACCUACGCCUGGCUGGACCCCUCCCGCCUCUACUGCCACCACCAGGCCUUCCAGGACUGUGUGGAAGACUUGCUCCGGCCAUUUCGGGGGGACGCCAUUGACGCAGUUGCCGGAAUUGAUGCCAUGGGCUUCAUUCUAGGUGCAGCCAUCGCCAAUGCCCUCCAGAAAGGCUUCGUGGCCAUCCGCAAAGCCGGCCACCUCUGCGUGGAGACAGUCACGCAGCCCUACACGGACUACUCGGGCCGCGACAAGGUCAUGGAAAUGCGGACCGACACAAUCAUGCCUGGUCUUCGUGUCCUGCUGGUGGAUCAGUGGGUUGAGACGGGCGGAACCAUGCAGGCUGCCAUCCGACUGGUGGAGCAGCAAGGCGGCAUGGCAGCAGGGAUCGCGGCUGUCUGUAUCGAAGACAGCGAGGGCGGGCGCUGGCUCAAGGAUAACUACAAGUGGAGCCACUGCGUUCCGCCCCACCUGAUGCCCCAGUUCAACGCCCACCGCCUGGACACCUGCUGGGCCGAUGAGCCCAAGCCGUGUUUGCAGUAGCGAAGGAGCCGGAGGCGCUGAUGACCCACUCCAAGGCCUUGGUGGCAACCCUGCUUUGCCUCGCUAAUCCAAGGACACACACACACACACACGGCAAACCCCGUCUGCUCCCCCGGACGAUUUAAUGCCAUGAUGCUUCAGGUUUAACUUCUGCACCAUUUGGAACUCUGCCCGCCUUGCUGCUUCUCUGGCUCCCAAGCAGAAAAGGUGCCAGUAACACUUAGGCAGCCCCUGAGUAGUCAAUAAUAAACCUCCUGGUGCACCGCA
This is a messenger RNA of Elgaria multicarinata webbii, 1090 nucleotides long. RefSeq names its product adenine phosphoribosyltransferase-like. The coding region runs from base 200 to 823 and encodes 207 amino acids. NCBI's taxonomy places the organism in Eukaryota, Metazoa, Chordata, Lepidosauria, Squamata, Anguidae. The transcript is spliced from 5 exons. Gene Ontology annotation, molecular function: adenine phosphoribosyltransferase activity. The record is from RefSeq and is a predicted model, not a curated record.